Messenger RNA from Sceloporus undulatus (fence lizard), 4448 nucleotides. It is a transcript of the gene PCDH8, whose product is annotated as protocadherin 8. Gene Ontology annotation, biological process: homophilic cell-cell adhesion. The record is from RefSeq and is a predicted model, not a curated record. The transcript has 3 exons. Lineage: Eukaryota; Metazoa; Chordata; Lepidosauria; Squamata; Phrynosomatidae. Bases 92 to 3292 code for a protein of 1066 amino acids. Gene Ontology annotation, cellular component: plasma membrane. Gene Ontology annotation, molecular function: calcium ion binding.
GAAGAGAAGGAGUCGGGUGUUUGGAAGCAGCGGCGGCGGCUCCGGUUCCUUCCCCUCCCGACUUGUCCCUGGUGCCCUCCCCUUCCCAGCCAUGGAGCGGGCCAGCCCCUGCCCCUCGAGGGCCCUGCUCUUCUUCUGCUGGAUGCUCUCCUCCUCCUCCUCCGCUUUAGGGAAGACCAUCCGCUACCACACUUACGAGGAGGAGCCCCCGGGGACGGUGAUCGGAACCUUAGCCGACGAGAUGCCCUCCGACUCCGGGGAGCGGACAUUCCGGCUGAUGAAGCCGUCGGGGAACGGGUCUCUGGUGCUGGUGCGGGAGAGGGACGGGCAGCUGAGCCUGGGGCCGGAGAGGCUGGACCGGGAGCAGCUGUGCGGCCAAGCGGAGGGCCCUUGCCUGCUGGCCUUCGACGUGGUGAGCUUGGGGGGCAGCGUGGCCUCGUCCUACCGCCUGCUCCACGUCGAAGUGGAGGUGAGGGACGUGAACGACCACGCUCCCCGCUUCCCUCAGUCGGUGCUGGCGCUGGAGGUCUCGGAGAGCGCCGCCCCGGGCACCCGCCUCCCUUUGGCCUUGGCUUUUGACCCGGACGCCGGCACCAACGGCAUCCAGAGCUUCGCCGUCUCGCCCAACCGACACUUCGGCCUGGAAGCCCAAAGCCGCGCCGACGGCCUCAAGUGCGCCGAGCUGGUGCUCCUGACCGAACUGGACCGGGAAACCGAGGCCGCCUACCGCCUGGAGCUGGUGGCCAAAGACGGCGGCAGCCCGGCCCGAUCGGGCACCGCCACCGUCUCGGUCCGCGUCCUCGACGCCAACGACAACGCGCCCUCCUUCCCCCGCGGAGGCUCCCUUCUCACCGUCGAGCUGCCCGAGGACGCGGCCCCCGGUUCGCUGCUCCUGGAGCUGGAGGCUUCCGACCCGGACGAAGGGGCCAACGGGCAGCUCCGCUACUCCUGGGGCAGCCAGGUCUCCGUCGAGGCCCGGCGCCUCUUCGCUUUGGACCCGCUCUCCGGGCGCCUCACUCUUCGCGGCGCCGUCGACUACGAGCUCCAGCGGGCCUACGAGCUGGACGUCCAGGCCUCGGACCGCGGAGCCAGCCCUUUGGCCGCCUCUUGCAAAGUGGUCGUCCGCCUCCUCGACGUCAACGACAACGCCCCGGCUUUGGCCAUCACCGCCCUGCGGCCCCCGACGGAGAAGGACAACGAGGAAGAAGAGGAGGAGGAAGAAGAAGAAGAAGCCCUCGAGGGGGCGACAGUGGCUUAUGUGAGCGAGGCAGCCCCUGCGGAGAGUUUGGUGGCCCUGGUCAGCGCCUCCGACAGCGACGCCGGCGCCAACGGCCAGGUCCGCUGCUCCCUACUCCUCUCCCCCGACGGCAGCAGUGGAGAGCCUUCUGCCCCCUUCGCCCUCCACCGGGCCUACGAUGCCAGCUACGUGGUGCUGACCACCGGCUCUUUGGACCGAGAGCGCCGCCCUGAGUACAACCUGACGGUGGUGGCCGAGGAUCUAGGCUCCCCGCCGUCCAGGACCCUCCGCCGCCUGACGGUCCGCCUCUCGGACGAGAACGACAACCCGCCCCGCUUCUCUCGGCCGCGCUUCGAGGUGGCGUUGGCCGAGAACAACCCUCCGGGGGCCUCCUUAGCCACCCUCAGCGCCCACGACCCAGAUUUAGGCUCCAACGCCCGCCUGGCUUACCGGCUCCUGCCGCCCCCCGACGGUCAGAUCCUGGGGGCCCCUCUGGGCACUUUUCUGUCGGUGGACGCGGCCACAGGGGCCCUCUACGCCCUUCGCGCCUUCGACCGCGAGCGGCUCCCGUUCCUGGACCUCACCGUCCGCGCCACCGAUGGAGGGCAGCCCCCGCUCCACGCCGACGCCCCGCUCCGGAUCCGGAUCCUCGACGUGAACGACAACGCGCCUGUCGUGGUCCAGCCGCCCCUCCGCAACGGGUCCUUGGAGGUCCUGGUCCCCGGCAAAGCCCCCCGGGGCUCCACGGUGGCCCGCAUCCAGGCCCACGACGCCGAUGAAGGAGCCAACGCCGAGCUCAGCUUCGCCCUCCUGGACGACAUGGACCGCAAGGCAUCGGAAGAGGAGGAAGAGGAGGCUCUGGAGCUGUUUGCCGUCGAUGAACGGACGGGGGAAAUCGUGCUGACCGGCAGCCUCUCCGGGGCGCCCCUGGGCCGCGUCUACCGCCUCCUGCUGAGAGUAGCCGACCACGGACAGCCCCCGAUGGCCACCUCCGUCCCCCUCCGCUUCGUGGUGGCCGCCUCCUGGCCCCCCUCCGUCGAGCGGGAGGCAGGCAGCAAAGCCCGAGGGGAGUUCAAGGAGUUGGCAUCCUCCUCCUCGUCGUCGUCGUCGUCGUCGGGGGUGCAGUGGGACACCCCUCUGAUCGUCAUCGCGGUGCUGGCUGGGAGCUGCACCCUCCUCCUGGCUGCCAUCAUCACCAUCGCCACCACCUGCAAGAGGAGGAGGAGGAGGAGGAAGGGCAAGGACGCCCAGGAGGUGGAGGACACCCUCAACGGCCCGCCUCGCCUCGACCUGGAGGGCUCCCCCGGCAAGGGCUUCCCCGAGGCCCCCUCUUCCCCGCCCUUCCCCAGCAAGGCCGCCCCGACCAGCGAGGACCUCACUCCGGCCGCUUCCGACGGUGGCAGCAGCAGCAGCAGCGCCGUCCCCGGACUCUACGACGCCCAGAGCCGCCUCCGAGGAGCCAACGGGGCUGAACCUUACACCUCUAAUCCUAGCUAUAGCAAAGAGCCGGUGCCCCCCAUGGCCAUCUGGAAGGGCCACUCCUUCAACACCAUCUCCGGCAGAGAAGCGGACAAAUUCAGCGGCAAGGACAGCGGCAAAGGUGACAGCGACUUCAACGACAGCGAUUCCGACAUCAGCGGAGAUGCCCUGAAGAAGGACCUCAUCACCCACAUGCAGAAUGGUUUGUGGGCUUGUACUGCUGAAUGCAAGAUCCUAGGCCACUCCGACCGAUGCUGGAGUCCUUCCUGUGGUCGCCCCAACACACACGCCGCUCCCCACCCAAAGACCCAGCUCUCCACUUUCUGCAAGAGCACCUCACUGCCAAGGGACUCCCUUCGCCGAGACAAUUUUUACCAGGCACAGUUGCCAAAGACUGUGGGACUUCAGAGUGUCUAUGAGAAAGUCUUGCACAGGGAUUAUGACAGGACAAUGACAUUGCUGUCUCCUCCCCAUCCAGGGAGACUGCCAGACCUCCAAGAGAUCUCAGUACCCCUAUACCAGGCCCCCUCUACUCGCUACUUAGGGCCUCCACCAGAGACCAGUCAGAAAGUCUAACUGCCUCCCGGCACUUGACUUGAGCUCAGGCCCCCAGAUCUCAGGCCAGAGAAAUAACUUGAGAAACUGGUGUCAGGCCCUGGAAAGCUGAAUUUCUCAAAUGAUGCAUUCACUGGGGAUGUUUUCUCUCCCCCCACCCACCUACCUUCUGCAUUUUGCGGUUUUGUUGAAGAGGACAGUGACUCUGAGCAUGUGCAAAGUGUCUUUCACAUGGUUUUGUGACCAUAACCAGCUCCAACAGGCCUCCAAGUUUACAGGAAAAGUCUUUGCAUCUUAACACCUCUCUUAAAAAGAUUAUAAACACUGCUUCCAUUCUGAGCUCCCCCAUCCCAACUCCAGCAUGCACCUACAUAAAUGCACACAGAUCAUUUCCAAGAGUUCUUAAAUUAUUGACCAGGUUCAGUGUACAAAGAAUAAGCAAAAUGUGCCUUAAUUUAUAGACAUGUGUUUAUGUAUGCAUGCAUGUAUGCAUACAAAUAUAUAUGCACACAUAGUCCUGGACAUACACACACAGCUAGGUGUGUGUAUGGAAGCCUAUGUGUGCUUGCGUAUGCACGUAUAUGCACACAUACACAUGUGCACACAGAAGUACAUGCAUAACCAUGUAUGUAUAUGUGGGCAGGUUUGUAUAGAUAGAUAUAUAGAUAUAUAUGGUGUGUUAAAGAAGUUGUUGGGAAAGAUUUCCAAUUACGUUGGUACUGUUUGAUAUUUGCAAACAAAACUCUUUGUAGUUAAUGUAAUUUUUAUGAAAUGUGCAGUAUUUAAUUUUUUUCUAUGUUGCUCUUUCGCUUCACCCAUGGCCUGCCUUUUUGUAGUUUUUUUUUAACCUGUAUAUCAUGUAAUGUAAUGUUUGUAUAUAAAGAAAUUUCAUUCUAUUUUUAUAUAAUAAAACCUUGGGGAAGGGGGACCAGAAAUUCUUGCCAAAGGAAGUGUCUGAAAGACAUGCUCAGAAGAAAAAGAACACUGAAUCCUUUAGGAAUCACUAAAAAAGAACUUUCACAGAUUAAUGAUAGGUUACUUAAGCAGCUUGCUUGUAUGGGAAAGACUGCCUUGCCAAGUGUGAAUUGUGUUUCUGGAGUCCAUGGUCAGUUUGAAACUAAUUGUGGUUUAAUUAUUCUGUGUCACUUGUAUAAACACUAAUAAAGGACAUGUUAAG